UGUUCUUUUAAUAUUCCGAGGAGGAAGAACAAAAUCUUUUACGUGAAGGAAAGUGAGGGGACGACGAAGGAGACAACGCCCACACUCUUCACGUUCUUUCAUCUCCUCUUCCUCUUGGAUUUAUCAUCUUUUAUUAUUUAUCGCAAAAAAAUAAUAUAUCAUAUAGUUUUUUUUUUAUUUUCUUUAUUGAUAUUUCUUUGGGUUCAUUGAACCGAACCUACGAUGUCCGGAAGGCCCAACGAUAGUAUUUUUAUUUUAAUCCAAAAAUAUUUUUGAAAAUUCCAAGAAAUGAUUGUGUUCUUGGAAAGAAAAAUAUAAAAGUAAAGAAGGGGGGGAUGGGUCUUUGUAUCUGGACCUCUUUCUGAUUCCUCGUCGUAAUGAUUUACUAUUCUAUCCUUUUGGACUGUCUCAUGAAUCAUUGUAAGAUUUCAGGUUUUUAUUGGUUAUUAGGACAAUUUCUGUUUCUGAAUAAAUACUGAAAAUAUUACAAUUUUCACGUUUUUGUUUUGUUUGAAACCCUCGAAGAAGAGGCCCACAUCUGGGUUUUUGAGGGUUUCUCCUAAAAUAAUUCACAAUUUUAUUAAUUUUCAAACCAAAUUUAAGCAGGAAUAGAAUAAAUAAAAAACAAUACUAAAUUUCGAAAUCAUUUUCAGGAAGAUUUCCAAGGAGAUUGUUUAUUAUUUAGGUUAGGUUUGGUUGGUUGGUAGAUCCAAAAUUCCAUUGGCCAUAUUAUUCUAUUAUCGUCUUCUUUUUAUAAUUUCCCCUCCAUUUAUGAUCCAUCUCUCACCUUUUCCUUCACCAUCGACGAAGAAGAAGGGAGCCAAGAAAUUACCUUUCCUCUUCUUCUUCUCUAAAUGCUACUGUACUUCCUCAUCACUUGCCUCUCCUUCUUCCUCUUCUCAAAAUCUCUCUCUCUCAAGCCUCUUCCUCCGUGGGCAUGUGAAGCCAGAACUCUCCUCUCCUUCUGGUUCAACAACAGACCCUCUCUCGGAUCCAGCUUUAAACCCGCCAAGAAGACGAUGCCCAGAAACCCUAAACCACCGACGGCAUCCGAGGUUGUCUCCCCGGCCCCCGGAGAAAUGUCGGUUCUUGACCUCCCCGACCUUGCCCUCGAGUGCAUUCUCGAUCGGCUUCCUCCGUCUGGGCUCUGCAGCAUGGCCGGUGUUUGCAGCUCCUUGAGAGAGAGAUGCGUGAGCGAUCAUCUUUGGGAGAAACAUCUGAAGAUGAAAUGGGGCAAAAUCCUCGGCCCUGCUGCUCAUAGAGAGUGGCAAUGGUAUAUCGCUUCGGGGAACGAUCUUGGGUGUGUGGACAAACAAGCUGGGCAUCGAGGGUUUGUCAAAUUGGUCUCUUUGAUUCGGUCGAUUUCCUCGCUUUUCCGAUCCAAAGUCGUGAACAGCCUCAAUUUCGAUGGUUUUGGAGAUGAAAACAAGCAGCAAAGACAGAGCAACUCUUCAUCUUCUUUGCCUGUUGAUUCCAUCAUGAACUGGUACCUCGCCCUUGAAACCGGCCGGUUUUGGUUCCCGGCGCAGGUGUACAAUCGCGAGAAUGGGCAUGUAGGGUUCAUGUUAUCAUGCUAUGAUGCCGAGCUCAGCUACGAUCCUCACAGCGAUACAUUCCAAGCCAGGUAUCCACCGCACGGUAGGAGAGCGGUUGCAGUAGAAAAGGGUGUGACAUGGGAGAGACUAAGAGCACAACCAAUUGAUGCAUCUCCUCAUCAUCUUCAUGUCUCGGAUUGUCUGAACGAGUUAAAGCCCGGAGAUCACAUCGAGAUCCAAUGGAGACGGAACAAAGAGUUCCCUUAUGGAUGGUGGUAUGGUGUCGUUGGACAUCUGGAUUCGUGUGAUGGGAAUGAGAAUCACUGCCAUUGCCAUCUUAACGAGACGGUGGUAUUGGAAUUCAAUCAGUACACGCUUGGAUCGAGGUGGAGACGGACCACUGUCAACCGGAGAGAUCACAGGGAGGAAGGGAACGAAGCCGACGGCUUCUACGGAGGAAUCAGGAAGCUGAAGAGCCAAGAAGAGAUCUGUACAUGGAAACGCCUCUGGCCUGUCUCCGUCUUGGAAUAGGAAGAAGAGGUUUCAAGAAACGUUUUUUAACAUCGAAGAAGAAGUUGAAAGCAAAUAGAUUAACACGGCUUAGUAGGCUGUAGUUGAAGGAGAAGGGGAAGGAGAAGAAUGGUCCAUCUUUCUUCAUGGAGGAAGAAAACCCACCCGAGUUUCACUGCCGCAGAUAUGAAGAGAGCCGGUGAAGCUUGGGUUAGGGGUUCACUUUAUUUAAAAUUAUUUGUUCUCUUUUCUUCUCUUCUUCCUACUACAAAAUCAAUGGUUGUAUAUGUAAAAAGAAAUUGUUAUUUAUCGAUAUAUUAUUGAUCGGUGUCCUAUUUAUGAUA
Molecule: messenger RNA, 2389 nt
Organism: Tarenaya hassleriana
Lineage: Eukaryota; Viridiplantae; Streptophyta; Magnoliopsida; Brassicales; Cleomaceae
Product: F-box protein At2g32560
Exons: 5
Coding region: 855-2066 (403 amino acids)
Molecular function (GO): protein binding
Source: RefSeq, a predicted model, not a curated record